AUGCUCCGCACAGCCCCGCGCAGCCCCGCGCAGCCGGCAGAGCCCGCGCAACCCGCGCGGCCACCAAAACCCCGCGCGGCCACCAACACCCCGCGCGGCCACCAAAACCCCGCGCGGCCACCAACACCCCGCGCGGCCACCAAAACCCCGCGCGGCCACCAACACCCCGCGCGGCCACCAAAACCCCGCGCGGCCACCAACACCCCGCGCAGCCGGCAGAGUCCGCGCAGCCACCAAACACCCGGCUCAGCUCCGCGCUCAACGCGCAACCCGCGCAGCCACCAAAUCCCCGCGCGGCCACCAAAACCCUGCUCAGUCACCAAAACCCCGCACACCCCGCUCGGCCCCGCGGCCGCGGAGCCUCCGCCCGGCGCCGCCGCCUCCCACGCGGAGCCGCCGGCAGCGGCCCCGGGCAGGGCGGCACCGCCCCGCGCAGCGACCCUCCUCCCGCACCGCCCCAGAUCCGCCCCUGGAUCCGCGCACCGCACCUGGGCCCGCCCCCACCCCGCCAUCCGCUCCCUCGGGCCCUGCGCGUCCCAGCGCGCUGCGUCCCCCGCGCACAUCCCGCCCUCCGCAUCCUCGGUGCGCUCCGCAUCUUCAUCCUCCCCCCCAGCAUCCUUCGCUCAUCUUCCUCCCCCCCCCGCCCCCCGUCCUCCUCCUCGUCUUCCUCUCGCCAGCAUCCUCUCCCGGGGCUCCAUCGCUCCUCCUCCUCCUCCGCCCUCGGAGGGGCUCCAGCUGCCACAGAACUACCCAGGAGGGGCCGAGGGGAGGACUGCUGCCAUCAGCUCCAGAGAAAACGUGGAUUGUCAGCUUUCAGCCAUGUGA
Molecule: messenger RNA, 825 nt
Organism: Cinclus cinclus
Lineage: Eukaryota; Metazoa; Chordata; Aves; Passeriformes; Cinclidae
Exons: 2
Coding region: 1-825 (274 amino acids)
Source: RefSeq, a predicted model, not a curated record